This is a messenger RNA of Ictalurus punctatus (channel catfish), 2029 nucleotides long. Its product is annotated as junctional adhesion molecule-like. The coding region runs from base 644 to 1504 and encodes 286 amino acids. Gene Ontology annotation, cellular component: external side of plasma membrane. Gene Ontology annotation, biological process: cell surface receptor signaling pathway; T cell costimulation; positive regulation of T cell proliferation. The transcript has 5 exons. The record is from RefSeq and is a predicted model, not a curated record. NCBI's taxonomy places the organism in Eukaryota, Metazoa, Chordata, Actinopteri, Siluriformes, Ictaluridae.
CUUUAAUUAACAACAACUUUACUUACUACAGUGUUAUAAUAUUAAUAGGACCAACAGAUCUACAGUGAGAUUAUUUUACAUCCCUUUUUUUCUGCUCUCUCCGUCAGUGAUCAUCUUCACUUCCUACAUUACACCUUAUUUACUAUUAUUUUUAAAUAAUUAGUUAAAUGCAUUUGUCAAUACUGUGUUCACAUUUUCAAAAAAAAAGUGUUAAAGAAGUGAAUAUAAUAUUAAAAGUAUAGUAUUUUAAAAAUGUGUAACAAUAUAAUUGUAAAAACUGGAAACUGAUCUGGAAUCUGCACAUUGUGUAGUAUUACUCUCUGCAAGUAGUCUUUAUUUUCAGAUGUAGUUGUAACAUGGUGUCUAACCACAGCUGCUUAACUGCAAGUGACUCUCUGGAAUUUAAAAGAAAAAAUACACACAUGAUCACAAGAUAGUGUAACACACACAGUAGUUAGGAACUGGGCUGAGAAACAAGAGAUUAGGGAUUCAGUAAUAAUUCAUUCUUAUUCAAACUAAGUAGUCAGUAGUAAAACAGACUCAUUUCGAGAUUUUGGAAUUAAAUGUACUGAAGUAUUUUUCUUAAAAUUUCAUUUUGAAAUGUUGUACUUCAUAUUGUAUUCAGUAGAUUGUGAGUUUUUGUAUGUUUGUUUCUGUAGGCUGUUCUCUCUUUGCUGAUAAUCCGACAGAAAUCACACGACACAAAGGUGGUUCAGUGCUGUUCCCCUGCUCCUGCUCUGACCUGCACACCAAACCUCAGAGAUUCACCUGGGAGAGCGACAGAACAGGACGUCUGACAGAAGUGUUAAAUGAUGAACACUACCGUGACAGACAUCAGCUGUUUAAUCACAUUUCUCCUGCUAAUCUGUCUCUGUUCAUAUCUGACCUGAGAGAAGAGGAUCAGGGAGUCUACAGGUGCAGCACUGAGAAGGACCACAGAGACAUCAGGCUUUAUGUUAAAGGCUGUGAGCUGGUGAAGACAGGGGUAGAGCGUGUGACUGUGUUCACAGGAGAGUCUGUAGUUCUGCCCUGUGUCUGCACUGACCUACAGGACAAACCAAAGUCUGUAAAAUGGGAGUUUUCUUUACCAGCAAUUGGAAUCAGACACUUUCAGGAAAUUUACCCUGAACAGACUGGACGUCACAGAAACAGAGUCAAACUGGUCAGUAACAACGCUCCAGGAAACCUCUCUCUACUCAUAUCAGACCUGACUGAAGAGGACCAGGGACUCUACAGAUGUUCUGUACAGGACGAUAGCAGAGAUGUCAGAUUAUCUGUUAAAGUAGGAAGAAGAGAACCAUCACAACCACCUCAGAGUAAAACAACAAACUCUCCACCUGCAUCAUCGUCAACAACACUGGAACAAGAUAAACAGCAAACACACAGCAGCCUCCCUCCAGGAGGAAGAUGUGGAGAGGACGUGAUCACUGAAGGACAUCAGGACUGUGAGGGAAAGCCGGAGGAUCGGACUGAACCUGACCGUGUCACUUUCUGUACUAAAUAACACAUGAACACAGCCGGAGCAGCACGAGUUCAGAUCAACGCUGGAGAGAAAACUGAAUAUAGAAGCAUUAUAACAAUCUAAUCCAAAAUAAAUAUAGACACGUUCUCAGAUAUUAUAGAAUAAUGCUGAAAACAUAUAUUAAAUACACACCAUGGCCUAGCGCAAGACUCACUCUGUUGGAUUUAUUGUAAGUAUCUGAAAUUUUGCUAUUUAAAAAAUCAGAUUCAGACAUAUACGUGUGUGUGAGAGAGUGUGUGUGUGUGUGUGUGUGUGUGUGUGUGUGUGUGUGUGUGUGUGUGUGUGUGUGUGUGUGUGUUUGUGUGUGGUGGUUCCAGAUAAUUGUGUUCUCUUCACCUUCAUUUAUAUUAGCUAAGGGUAUUGUUCUGCAUUCACUUUGUCUAUUAAUCAUUAAAAACUGCUGAUGGAUAAUCUUGCAAAUUAUAUUUUGAAUGUACGUGUUAUUUUAUAUCUUAUGUGUACCAUUCUUACGUAUAUGAGAUUAAAAAAUUAAUGCUCUAGGAGACU